Molecule: messenger RNA, 1078 nt
Organism: Lates calcarifer (barramundi perch)
Lineage: Eukaryota; Metazoa; Chordata; Actinopteri; Centropomidae
Product: protein C19orf12 homolog
Source: RefSeq, a predicted model, not a curated record
GUCCUCUGAACACAGCAUUUUUGUUGAUCCCGUAAAGCAUUGCGGCUGUGAUCAUAGAAGCUCAGAAGUCAGAGUAGCAUUAACCGGCAAAGCACAGUUGAACUAAUAACAUAAAAUAAGCUGAAGAGAUAUUGAUGAGGAUUCCAUAACACAGCGAGUAUGUGUCAUCGAAUUGAUGAUGUAAUGAAGCUCUGCUGUGAGUUAUCUGCCAAUCAGCAAGUCCAGACCACAGUGAAAGGCUCAGGGAAGGGAGCAGCAGCAGCUGGAGGACUGGCCUUUGCUGGAGGGUUGGUUGGGGGUCCUCUCGGUAUUGCAGUGGGCGGUGCCGUCGGAGGCCUCCUGGGCUGCUGGAUGACCAGUGGACAAUUCAAACCGCUGCCUCAGAUCAUAAUGGAGCUCAGUCCUCAGCAGCAGCAGAAGCUUUAUGAUGACCUCAUGGUUGUCUUAGGAGACAUUCAGUGGACAGAUGUGGUCCAGCUAACCACUCUGGUGAUGGGCAACGCCACCCUGAAGCAGCAGGUGAUUGCAGCUCUUCUCGGGUAUGUCAACAAGGAACUCCAGGCUCAGGUGCACUAUGUGGAUUAGUGUCUGUGGAAACACUGGAAAACCUGACGUGGAGGCCUGAGUGCUUUGGAGGAUGGAGUUUUUGAAAAUAAUGUGAACUGUUUUUUUAUGAAGCUUGAGAGACUCUUUAUUAAAUGUAAAUCAAAUCAAUGAAAUCACAGACACCCUCACAGUCCUGGUAACAGGUAACACUGUUUAAAAAGCAGGUUAGCACAGUAUUGUCAAUUAGUUCAAGGAAUAUUUAUUUAUUGAGCCUUUAAUGGUGCUGAUGAUCAUGUCUGGCUUUAAAAGUUCUCAGAAUUAUAAUGUGACUUCGUUUGCCUAUUUGCAGCUGCAGUGAAGUACUACUCUUAAAAGGUACUGCCUACUGUACAGUGUGAAAUAUUUUGAUGUGAUUUUACCAGCACUUGUGUACAGUGUAUUGUAUUUCCAUCACUUAGUCAGUUCAAACUAUUACAUGCUUUAGAAGUGCUUUCAUCAAUAAAAAAAUUAAAAUAUGGAUUUCUGAACUGCA